Molecule: messenger RNA, 1393 nt
Organism: Neohortaea acidophila
Lineage: Eukaryota; Fungi; Ascomycota; Dothideomycetes; Mycosphaerellales; Teratosphaeriaceae
Exons: 2
Coding region: 251-1393 (380 amino acids)
Biological process (GO): mRNA splicing, via spliceosome
Cellular component (GO): U1 snRNP; U2-type prespliceosome; precatalytic spliceosome
Molecular function (GO): mRNA binding; U1 snRNA binding
Source: RefSeq, a predicted model, not a curated record
AACCUCCCUCCCACCAUACCUCUUCGACACAGAUUUCAUCCGUGUUUGGCCGUUUUGUGAAUGUUCUAACUCUCCCAUUCAGAUCACAUUCUCCUUCGCAAGUGAAGGAAGUGGUGGACAAGUCUCUUCAACGCGCUUGGCCGCGUGAUCGCGAGCCAGAGCACGCACACGCCAAAUCCACAGCGCGCCUCCCCCUUGUCCAUACUCUCUCGCGGCUCGGGGCCAGCAACAAUCCUAGACAACACCCGGCAUGACGGACAAACUCCCACCCAACCUCUUGGCCCUCUUCGCCCCUCGUCCCGCCCUCCGCUAUCUUCCCCCCGCCGAUCAUGCCCCCGAAUCACGCAAAACGCCGUACAUUGAUGGCGUAGCUUCAUACGUUUCCUUGCUGAAGGAAAAGGCGCAAAAAGCCCAAGCGGCCGAGAAUGGAGAAGCAGAUAAAUCCGAUCCCGAAUUUGAACGCCCUCCUACGGAAUCUUGGCUCGAGGCGCGUGAUCGCAAGACCAUCGAGAAGCAGGCACAGCAGGCGUGGCUGGUUACGGACGGGGUCAAGGAGCUAUAUAAGCCGAGUGAGGACCAGAACAUUCGCGGAGAUGCCUUCAAGACGCUCUUCGUGGCCCGCUUGCCCUAUGAUGCUGAAGUGAAGGAUCUGGAGCGAGAGUUUGGCCGCUUCGGGCCGAUCGAGCGCGUGCGAAUUGUGACGGACAACGGCCAGACCACCAAGAAACGCAAGGGAAAGAGCAAGGGGUAUGCGUUUGUGGUGUUUGAAAAGGAGCGGGACAUGAAAGCUGCCUACAAGGAGACUGAGAGCCUCUACAUCAGAAACCGUCGGGUCUUGGUGGAUGUCGAACGCGGGCGUACAGUGUCCGGGUGGAAGCCGAGACGCUUCGGUGGCGGACUGGGAGGGCGUGGGUAUACGAAAGCGGAGAAGGCACGGCCGGCCGGCUUUGGUCCGCCAUCAGGUCCAGGCGGUUUCCGAGGCGGUUUCCGGGGUGGCUACGGUCGUGGUGGCUUCCAAUCAGGUGGAGGCAGGGGAGGAGGUGAUUUCCGCCCACGCAGAGGGGGCUAUGAUGGCUUCGACGGGCCACGAGGCGGAGGUGGCCCUAGAGGAGGCGGGUAUCACGGCAGUGGCAUGCCACCCAACGGAGCUCCCGCCGGGCCCCGUUCAGGUGGUGGUGGUGGAUAUGGAGGGCGGGGAUACGAAGACCGCGGGGGAGGAGCGAGGAACGCCAACUACGAGCCUCUGCCGCCGAGAGGUGGGUAUCGUGACCGUGACGGUGGUGGAGGAGGGGGAGGGGGAGGGGGAGAUCGCGGUGGUGGCGGGUACAGUGGACAGAAGCGGCCUCACGACGGCAGUAACUACGACGACCGUGGGCCGAGGAGGCGGUACUGA